This is a messenger RNA of Epinephelus fuscoguttatus (brown-marbled grouper), 5245 nucleotides long. It is a transcript of the gene derl3, whose product is annotated as derlin 3. The record is from RefSeq and is a predicted model, not a curated record. Lineage: Eukaryota; Metazoa; Chordata; Actinopteri; Perciformes; Serranidae. Gene Ontology annotation, molecular function: ubiquitin-specific protease binding; misfolded protein binding. The transcript is spliced from 7 exons. Bases 34 to 744 code for a protein of 236 amino acids. Gene Ontology annotation, biological process: endoplasmic reticulum unfolded protein response. Gene Ontology annotation, cellular component: endoplasmic reticulum membrane; Hrd1p ubiquitin ligase ERAD-L complex.
GCUGACAGUGAGGCAGCAGCAGCAGCAGCAGGGAUGGCUCACAGCUUCACUCAGGAGUAUUUUCAGAUCCCAGUGGUGACCCGAGCCUACACCACCGCCUGCGUCCUCACCACCGCUGCUGUGCAACUUGAGGUCAUCACGCCCUUCCAGCUCUACUUUAACCCAGACCUCAUCAUCAGAAGAUAUCAGAUAUGGCGCCUGAUAACCAGCUUCCUCUUCUUUGGUUCUCUUGGAUUCAGUUUCCUGUUCAACAUCAUCUUUCUUUAUCGAUACUGUCGGAUGCUGGAGGAAGGAUGUUUCCGAGGAAGGACGGCGGAUUUUGUUUUCAUGUUCCUGUUUGGAGGAAUCGUGAUGACUCUGUUCGGUCUGUUCGCCAACAUCUUCUUCCUGGGUCAGGCCUUCAUCAUCAUGCUGGUGUACGUGUGGAGUAGAAGACAUCCGCUCGUACGCAUGAACUUCUUCGGCCUCCUGAACUUCCAGGCUCCGUUCCUGCCCUGGGUGCUCAUGGGAUUCUCGCUGCUGCUUGGAAACUCCAUCAUGGUCGACCUCCUAGGCAUCAGUGUGGGUCACAUGUACUACUUCCUGGAGGACGUGUUUCCAAACCAGCCGGGAGGAAGGAAGCUGCUGAUGACGCCAGAGCUUCUGCGAGCAAUGUUCGACCGGCCGGAGGACCCAGAUUACCGUCCCCUCCGAGAGGAGCAGCAGGGUGAAGAUCUACAGCAGAACGAGGAGCAGAACAACUAACAGCACUGAGACCAAGAUGAGGAUCUGUGGAGCCCUGAGUCCCUGCAGAGGACACUUUUUUUUAACCAAAAAUACCAAAGCAUUUUGGAGUAUCUUUUGUCUAAAUAAGAAGACAGCAGCACAGAGGUGGCACAAAAAGUCUCAGCAGAAGACUGUGCUGCAGGAUCUUUGGGACAAAGAAGCAUAAUUUCAACAAGUAACCAGAACUGACCCCAAAACGCAUUCAGGCGAUAAAAAGGACAAAGGACUCAGUUUCUAUGUCUUGGAAAUCGAAGCAAAACAAACCUCAAGACAACCUGUGGCGUAUCUGACCACGACUCAACAGAGCGAUGUUUUCAUAAGUGGGUCCCUGUUUUGUUUGUAACGUACACGAGCAUGCGGGUGACGAAAGAAGAGACUGCUCACAAGUAAACAUGGAUGUUACCACAACAGGAUUUCAGAUGUUUUCCAAAUGAGCUUUGCAAGUGUUUUGUGAUGAAGGAAAUGCACUCAACAUGUUUGUGAGACCUCCAGGAUACACAAAAUGAGCUCUGAUUGUAAACAGACACCUUGUUUGUUUACAACAAAACACUACAGAGCACCUCUGAAGGUCCACUUACUGCCCUGUUUGAGCGUUCACUAUCUCAGGGGUCAGGUAAAAACAGACAGGGUCACCCCAAUGUUCCCAGGGUCCUAUGCUCAUCCUUCACCGAGUUUCAAAUUAGGAUUAGAGAGAACACUCACAAAAGAAACUGCAAAGCGUGUGAAAUAAUGUUGUACCAUUCCAGAGCUACGUUCUUUAAAAGUUACUCUGUUCCUUCUCUUCUGUGUCGAGUGUGUCUCUUGAUGUAAACCAACACUGUCAGAGUUUGUUAAGGGCUGUCUUAGCUGUAGCUUGAAUUAGGGAUGCACCGAUUUAUCAGCUAAACAUCAGUAUCGUAGUGUUGUGUCGUUCUUUUGAACGAAUCGUUCAAAAGAACAAAUCUGUUGAGUGAACGUACUGAACUGAAUCACUUCCGGAACUGAUUCGUUCAUUUCUCAGUUCAGCUGAGCUCAGCAGCGAGCGUGCGGGCCCGGAGUGGAACUGCCGAUUCAGUCCGUGCAAACGAUGAAUGACUCGCAAGUGGCAAGGCAACCAGGGUGCAGGAGGGACUGCCUACCGUGUGACGAAUCAUUCAGUGAACAAAUCACUCAGUGAACGAUGUAACCCCUAUCCCUGAGUGAUUCAACUAAUUUCUUCUCAGCGAUACACUUUCACAGGGACCGUUUUCUCCAAGCUAACGGCUAAUGUAGCCAGGAGUCAAGCCACAUGAACACAAUCACACACCUCCCUAUUGUUUUAACAGACUUAGUUUCCAGAUAAACCAACUUAAAACAUUAGGCUGGCCAAUACUGAGACUCACCAGUGCAGGGCAGACGCAGCAGCAGCUCAGACGUGUAUCAGUUCAGUGAGUCGGACUACUCAGUACACAGUCAGGGCUCCUCCCGCCAAGCGCUGAACGAUUCAGUGAACGAAUCUUUUGAACAAAUCUUUUUAAUGACCUGAUUCUAGUGAUUCAGUAACAUGUAAAGAACUGCUUUGCCCAUCACUACAGUAUCGGCCGAUAUUUGCCUUGUUGACUGCUAUCGGCCUAUUGGCAACUAACAUGACACUCCCUGGUGUUUUUCUGUUGCGUCACAUUUAGUUUGCGCAGGCUAAAAAGCAGGGCUCCACACUAACAGCAUCCUGUUGUCCCGAAGUCAACAGAAAAUGUCAGAAAACAUCUUCCCUGGGACGUCCUCAGGAUGAAAGGACACAAUAACUCACCAUCGUCGUGCCAGGGGACGCACCCUAUUGAGACUUAAGCUGAUGACCAGACCUACCUGCUGAAGGAGGUUGUGUUGAGUUAUACUGUGAUGCGUUCAAGAUCAAUACAGUAAAAAUGAGUAUUACACGAAGGUGAAUUAUAACGUUCUCAUGAUGUGUUCAAAUAUUAUGUUGUUUUUGGCAGUAAACUUGAAUAAAUUCAGCUGUUUGAAGGAGACAAACAAACAAGGAAAUGAUUCUGCAACAUAAUUUAAAUUUUCCCAGCUUUUUUCUUUUUUCCCAAAAUAAUUUUCUAAAUAUAUUGGUUGUUUUUUUUGUUGCUUUUUGGCACUUUGUAGGACAAGAAAUCACACCAAUCUGCAUCUGAAAGCAGCACAAGAAAAGAGAUGUCGCUCCAGGUUUCAGUGGGUUCAUACAUUCUUCAUUUUAAGGCCACUUUGUAUGUCAGAACUUCCCUACACUUAAUUUUCCUUCCCAUAGUGUUUUAUUGUAAAGAAGGUUUCCCCCGACAAGAAAAAAAACCCUGGUUGAAUCUGUGCAAACAGACUUGUUUCUUGACGUUGACCCUCGUCAGUCUGACCUCAGCUAAGACUCAUAACACAACAGUUCUGUUAUGAGGGAGGAUGAAGUAUGUGUUCUGUUGUUGGAGGUCCCACAGUGACUUGUUUGCGUGUUGUUGUGCUAAGCAAUUUCCAUUUUGUCCCUCUCAGUGUUUGACCCACAAAGGCAGCGGGUGAAAGUGCAGAGUGUGCAGACGGGGCUGAUGGGAUUUCAGGCCGUCGGCAGUUCUGUGAACCAGCAGCGGUGACACAACAGCAGAGGACGGGAGUUAAAAUGUUUAGUCCUGUUAGUCAGUUCUUCCUCAGCAACGUUCAAAUACCACAUUUAUACAUCUGGUCGUGUCGACACUAGAGGAGCCAAACUGUGGUCAGAAAUUAGAGUUUGAAGAUGUGUCCAGCUGUUUUUGCUUCUUUCAUUCAGUGUUGAAUGUGCUUUGUAGGAUGUUUGUUGGUGCUCACAGAUUCUGAGUGAAAAACUUUGUAAACAGAGGUCAAGUGAAUCAGUCUGGUUUGGGAUUUUGAAAUUAAAGUAGGGGUCAAAGAUUGAAGGCAAAUAUCUAAUUGCAAUUUUGCUGAUCAAUGUGAUCUAAACUGCAAAGAUUCUCUACAAAUUAAACUAAAACAUUUUAUUUGCGAUGCACGGAAGCAGAGAGUGGCCAUGCUUGCAAUUUUUUUUUUAAUGCCAUUAUCUUGAGAACACUAGUAAAUUAUUUUGGCACUUUUUGACAGGAUAAUUAACCUGUUAACACAAGAAAAUAAAAGUUUUUUUUUUUUUUAUGAGGCUACUGAUGUUUAUGAGAGUCCAGGGGCCAGAUGUAUAAACUAACCUGUGUGCACUGUACACUCAAACAUGUUUCUGAAAACAUCUGAGGCAAGAGAUAGACAACGCAAUUCAAAAAUCUUGAUUCAUAUUUGAUCAGUGCUGCCUAGUUUGACAGUUUGACCGCAGUUCACGGAGCGAUUGAUGCGACUGACAGCUGCAUUACAGACUCUGGUCUGACUGGUUGAUGCUGACCGCGCUGGUCUAAUCAGUGUGUCAACAUGAAUCAGACACUUUAAUGUUUUUUUAAGACCAGUGCAAGAGACCUUUUAACCAAAUUUAGGACAGAUUUUCGGACAAAUCAUGUUUAACUUACUUAAAGGAAAUGACCACUUCAGAAUGAAAACACAGACAGUACUUAGUGACCCUCAUGCCGACAAGAAGUCCAGUGUAGUUUUUUAAUCCACAAAACUCGCUCGGGGUAUCAGAGGAUAGCAGCUAGUCGGAAUAACAGCUACACUUGAAGUGCACAGAACACACAUUUUGAAAAUGUAAUAAAACUCCGCUAAUGCAUUUCAAAAACGUCAGAACGCCUCGACCGUUGUAAUCCAAGUGCCCUGAAGCCGCGGCAUGCAAAUUUGACUUGAAAAGACGUAAUUUACUGCACUUUCAUAGCAUCAUUUCUCACCAUGGUCAGUUAGCCUGCCCUGCAGGUGUGCUGUGUUUACAUGGCAACUCGCGAGACUCGAGAACGUUCAGAGACGUUCUUGUUCUCGAGUCUCGCGAGUUGCCAUGUUGGUAUUUUCAUUCUAAAGUGGUCAUUUCCUUUAAGUAUCACAGGUAAGCACUGCAGGUAAGUAGUACAUAUGUGGUCUUAUGCAGAGGGAAGUGUUAAGUAGGAAUAUGGUUAUUAGAGUUUAGUCAAUCUACAUUUUGCCAACAGGUCAGUGCAAGUAUGAAGUAAACGACAGUAUAGUUUUUUGAAGAUUUGUAACAUUAGAAAGGCUUCACAGUUUUCACUAAAAGAAAUUAAAAACUGGAUAAAUGAAAUAAGAUAAAAUGUUUGUGGUAGUUAAGACCUCACAAACUCAAAUUUAAGACUAUUUAAUGAUUUUUAAGGCCUUAUUGUUGUAACAUUAAAUUCAAGACAAUUUAAGACUUUGAGGACCUGUAGACAGGUUUAGCGACUGUGGCAGCAGGAAGGGAGGAACGACAUGAUUUUUUCCACAGAUUAUUUGUCUUCAUCUGCUUCUUUCAGAUAUAGUGAGAGUUAUUAGUGACAAAUAUGACAUGAAGUUAUUUUCAUUGGUUGCCAACUGUAGUUUUACACAUAUAUCACAUUGUACAGCUUGUUAAGACGCUGAUAAUUAUGUAAGCUAUCAAUAAAAUUUCAGU